Messenger RNA from Alexandromys fortis (reed vole), 1579 nucleotides. It is a transcript of the gene Nudt17, whose product is annotated as nudix hydrolase 17. Gene Ontology annotation, biological process: NAD+ catabolic process; NADP+ catabolic process. Gene Ontology annotation, molecular function: NADH pyrophosphatase activity. The record is from RefSeq and is a predicted model, not a curated record. Gene Ontology annotation, cellular component: cytosol; peroxisome. Lineage: Eukaryota; Metazoa; Chordata; Mammalia; Rodentia; Cricetidae.
UGGGUUUGAUCCUCGGAACUGCACAAACAGCUAGUCAGAAGGCCAACAUCUGUUUUAGCUACACAAGAUUGAGGCUAGCUUGGGUAUCAUGAGACCCUGCUUUACAUUUUUAAGAAAUUGUUAGGCGUCUCAUGUGGAGAGUGACUAAUUUAAACCACUUACUUGCUGAUGUGUGUGGGGGUUAAGUUCAGCCUAGGACUGGAGGGGAAUAACACACCUGUCCAGAAAUCAUUCAACCUGGGGAUUAUUGUACCAAACAGAGAAGUCAGAGGGAACUCAAGAGGAAAUGAGAAUAUGAGCAUCACACACAGGGAUUGCCCCCAAAAAUUGUGCCUAAAUUUCCCAGCUGGUCUGGAAAAUCUGGUUUGCAGGGCAGGCACACCGGAAGCUGCACGACUCACGGCGCUGGGCCACCAGGGGGCGCCAGGCAAGCGGCGACCAGAGCAGCGCGAUGGCUGCGGCACGGUUACUGCUGCGCCUGGCCGGACGCCUAGAGUCAGUGAACUUCACGCAGAGUGUGUGUGGCCUCCUGGGCGCCGGACAGGGCCCCGGGCCGUGGCGCACGCUCUGCAGCUUGGAGCGAGGACAGCUUGUCCUUUCCAGCCAUUCAUUCCCCGGCGCCUCGGAGAGACUUCCAAUCCAGAGACCCCCUUUCUGCCCUUUUGUGGCUCUGGACCAGAAGCCUGGGGGCUCCAGGACCGAGCUGCCCACAGAUAGAGGUGUGGAUGUGGGUGUGGCCGUUAUUCUUCAGUCCAGUGACCAGACUGUCUUGUUGACCCGAAGGACAUGCACUCUCCGCAUUUUCCCCAACGUCUGGGUCCCUCCAGGUGGCCACAUGGAACUUGAGGAGGAGGUCCUGGAGUGUGGCCUUCGAGAGCUGCAGGAAGAGUGUGGGCUUCAGCUGCCCCUGGCCCAGGUCUCUUGUGUCCUCCUGGGGUUGUGGGAGUCUGCCUACCCUCCUAGGCUGAGCUGGGGUUUCCCCAAAUACCAUCACCUCAUUCUCUAUGUUCUCGUGAUCUCCCGGGAGUCACAGCAGCUGCUCCAGGCCCGGAUCCAAAUAAAUCCAAAGGGUGCCUUCAUGUGGCUGGGGCCAGAUGUAGCGACAGCUGUGGCCGCCACAGAAGAUGGCACUGAGACCCCCAGACUUCUCCAGACCCUACCAUCCUCUCUCUGUGCAACCGAACUGAAGGACGAUGGAGGAACCCAGCCUCUGGUCCUGCCCAUGUCCACACUCCUGCGGACAACCCCGACCUCAGUGGAGGACAAAGAGCGGGUCAGCGCUGGAACCAAGUUUGCUCUCAGGCUCUGGCUGCAACAUCUGGGCAGCUGAAGGUAAGGAAUGACUUGAGGGCCCCACAGCACUGGCCUGGGGUGGUCUAGUGCUUACUGACCCCGAGCGCUUGCUGUGAACGCCUCUGCUCCCUGCAGGUAAAAGUGUUUACAUGGAGCCGGACCAGCAGAGGAAGGAUUGGGGGUCUGUGAGAUGCUGGAUCUACACGCUUCCGCUGUAAAAACCUGAGACCCGAGUUCAGUGCCUAGAAUCUCCUUCUGGUGGCAGGAGGGCUCCUACUCCAAAAAG